UGUUUGAGCUGCGAGCACCAUGCGACUCCUAACACACACUUCGGCACAGUCAAGUAGCGAAGACGCACAGACUUCACUGGUGCUGAUAUGUGCCGAUCGGCCUCAACUGUAGCGGCGGCGCUUAGUCAUUCGUCUCUCUUUUCUGAAGCUCUAUCGCCGUCGUCAAAAUAUCAAACGAUUCAAAGAAUUCGUAUACUAAAAAGUAAGAAAGUGGUUAAAUUAAAAAGAACUCAGUCGUCCGCAAUUCUUGUAUCAUUAUGCAGCGUGGAGGGAAUACCUUCUCUUUUGUACACUCUGCGAUCACAGGACUUAAGGAGCCACAGUGGCCAAGUGAGUUUUCCUGGAGGUCAAUUUGAUGAGAGUGACAGAGAUGUGAUUCAUACUGCAAUCAGAGAAACGGAAGAGGAAAUUGGCAUACCACAAUCUUCAAUCGAUGUUUGGGAGGUUUUGCCACCAAUUGGGAGGUAUUACAUGAACCCAAUCCAUCCAGUUGUUGGGAACCUUGGCAGCGUAACAGUUGAUAAUCUCAUGAUAAACGAUUCCGAGGUCUCUAAGGUAUUCACUGUUCCAUUAGAAUAUCUAUGUUGUCGUGAUAAUAUAAAGCAAACAAGUUUUCGUCCUCCUGUGGAUUCCGCCUAUGCACUACCAUAUAUUUUGCCAGUGUUCACUACAAAACCUAGGAUAUGGGGACUGACAGCUGUAGCAACAGAGUUAUUUCUUUCCACUAUGUAUCCUGGUAUAUUUCCUAGGCCUGUUGGUAAAUUCUUACCAAGGUAGCAAAGACUCGCCUUUUCUUCUUCGUAUUGCUAUAUGGUAAAAACCUUUUAAUCAUUAUCUUACCGUAAUUAGUGCAUUUUACUGUUUUAUCUGCACAAUUAAAAUUAUAUUACUACUUAUUUAUAUGUUAAUUUAAGUUUUCAAGUGUGUCGAUAAUUUCAAAAAUGGUGAAGUGAUCACCUGUUUUUUUAGUAUUGCUGAGGUUUUAAAUUUGAAGAACAUAUUCAUUGCCUUAUCUGCUUUUUCAGGAAUUGAAGUUCAUAUGCUUUUUUGUAAAAUAUAUACUUGUAAGUAUAUUUGACAUCAUGCUCCUCAGGGAAUAUUUUCGCUAUGUAUAAAACAUGGAGAGAUAUUCUCUGUUCAAAA
Molecule: messenger RNA, 1143 nt
Organism: Styela clava
Lineage: Eukaryota; Metazoa; Chordata; Ascidiacea; Stolidobranchia; Styelidae
Product: mitochondrial coenzyme A diphosphatase NUDT8-like
Molecular function (GO): coenzyme A diphosphatase activity
Source: RefSeq, a predicted model, not a curated record